Molecule: messenger RNA, 4152 nt
Organism: Papilio polytes (common Mormon)
Lineage: Eukaryota; Metazoa; Arthropoda; Insecta; Lepidoptera; Papilionidae
Gene: CycJ
Exons: 6
Coding region: 303-1613 (436 amino acids)
Biological process (GO): mitotic cell cycle phase transition; regulation of cyclin-dependent protein serine/threonine kinase activity
Cellular component (GO): cytoplasm; cyclin-dependent protein kinase holoenzyme complex; nucleus
Molecular function (GO): cyclin-dependent protein serine/threonine kinase regulator activity
Source: RefSeq, a predicted model, not a curated record
GAGCCGUCAGUCAAUUGAAUUCUCUCUGUGUCAAUGUCAAAAUGCUGCGGGAAUUGCAUCAUGAUGUAGUCGAACGUUAUAAUUUCAUGUGCAAUAUCUUGUCUGAUUUUAUGACUGAAUAGCAUGAAACAAGUGAUCGAAGCACAUGAAGAAACGCUUUUUAAUUAUUCACCAAAAUCGAGAUGAUCCCGAGAGUUUUUUGACAUUUGUUUCCACGUGGUGACUGUCAUAUAAAAAGUCGACGUGUUAAUAUCAGCUCAGUUUUUAGUGGGUAUUUUUAAAGCUUAGCAAUUCCUUGAGCAAUGGAGUCCUUAAACAUGUCGAAGCUUAAUUUGUCGAGUGUGAGGAGCCAAGCCUCUAAUGAUACUGUGAUAAAACCCGAGAAACCAGAAGUGAAGAUUGAAACAAGUUCAUUGCUCACUGACCCUGACGACGAAUUUUAUUGCGAGUACAGAGACGACAUAUGGAAAAAUCUACUAGAACAAGAGGCACAAAAGCCAAUUAUUCACCUCCAGUCGCCACAGUUGGAAUUCCGUGGCGCUUUAGUGCAGCAACUGCGUGACGUCACCAAGAAGCUUAGCCUCACGCUAGCGACGCUGCACUCGGCUGUUGCUCAGCUGGACUUGUUCAUGGACGCGCACAGACUGCGCUCCGAUAGACUCACACAUGUCGCUCUAGCCUGUCUCAGUUUAGCAGCUAAAAGUGAAGAGAAAUUAAGUCGAGCGCCAACAUUGAAAACAUUAUCCAAAGUGAGUGGGGUCCAGCUCUGCGGGAAGACGUUCAGGCAACUGGAGUGGAUGGUUGGCCAGCACGUGCGGUGGAGGCUGCUCGCACCCACUCCUGUGACCUUUGCAGCACUUCUAGCGCAGUACGUCAUCACAGACAGCGACCUGACCACUAGACAUCCGAAAUUCGUGAGGCGCUUUAAGCGCGAUGGUGCCAAACUGCUUGAAUCGUAUUUGGAUUUGACAUUAUCUGAUGUGCGUUUGAAGGUGGUAGAAUCAGUGGACGUUGGGUGCGCGUGUGUGGCGUGCGCCCGCGCAGACCUAGGACUAUGCGCAUGGCCCGGCUGGCUCGCUACCGUCACUGGCAGGAAACCCACCAGCGUCGCUCCUAUCGCACGUUUACUGCAGAGGAUGAUGCAAAUAUUGAAAUCACGUGAUGGUACCGGUGACUCCGAGAUAGAUCAGGGCUACAGCAGCGCUAGGACUUCGCCAAACCUGACACCAUGUCAUUCCCCGAGCUGCCAAGUGUCUCCGGCUACCAGUUCUUGCAGCACAUCCAGUUAUAUCAACAUGGACUAUCGGCAACGACCAGUCACAGAACGAAGGUUAGAUAAUGCUUAUUCCGUUCUAGAUCUUUCAGAUAAUAAUCCAGCUCCAAAUGUCAAUAUUCAAGAUUACUAUCGUUUACCGACAGCUAUAGAUAUGACAUGUCAAAGAGUAAACAACCCAGCAGAUUAUAGAUUCUGUAGAUCUUCAAGGUUGAUCGAAGCCAGUUUAGAUACUGUGACACCUUCUAAUGUAGCUGUUAAACGUGGUUUAGAUACUAAUAUAGAGUUGGAAAGGAAACGGUAUCGCUUAACCUCCCAAAUGUCACAAGUUGUUCUUUGAUCGCUUUGUUACUGAUAGUCUUGUCCGUGUUCAUGAAUUUAAUGUUCCUAUAUAGUUGGUUAAUGUAUCCAAUGAAAUUGAUUUCUAUGUACCGAAAUAAUUGAAACUAUGCCAGUGAUCGGCAAACUUUUUAGCCAAAGAGGUAUAUGAACAUUGCAAUUAAAAAUAAAGAGAGCCAAAUCUGCUUGUUUUGUAAGAUUUUGUUAAACUAAACAAGUACUACACUAAAUUAUAUUAAAUUUCUUAUGCUUGCAUCUUCUUGAAAAGUUUAAAUAAGUUUGAGCCGCAAAAUAAGAUUCUAAGAGCCACACGUGGCCUUGAAGCCGAUUUUGCCGAUCACUGUUUUAGGCUCUAAUUCUUAAAGAUUCCAAUUUGAAUAUAGAUUAAAAAGUUUUCAUGUGUUAUGUUACUCAUAGAGUAAUUAAUGUGACAUAGAAUAAAAGAUUUUCAACAGAUAAUAAAACUUUUCUUAGCUGUAUAUUCCGAGUUAUCUUAAAAAAGAAAUCUGUUUCAUUGGUGUUAAAAGCAAUAUUAAAUGUAUUGUUGAGCUUGUGUAUUGCUCAAGAUAUAUUCAUGAAUAUGGACGUUUUUCGAUGAAAACUAAACUAAAUGACGUCGAAGAUAUUGAAAUCCUUUGAACUGUAUUAGGGUACAUUGCCUUAUUCCAAUAUAUGCUAAAAAUGUUAUUACGUGAUAAUUUGCCACAGAUUAAUUAUUGCGUAGACAAGUUGACACCUAUUUUUAGUUUAGAAACGUUUGUAAUCUACGACACAGUGUUUAUUGUUUCUUUUUAGUGAUGUGACUUAAUUCGAUUUUGAAUCGAGAACCAUUUUUUAACAAAAUUUUAAUAUUGAAUAUAAAAAUUCAUACUCUACACACACAAAUUUUCGGUUAGAGGUUAUUUUUAGUUUAGUUGAAGUUUUGCGGAUGACAGAUUCUAAUCGUAACUCGAUUCUAUUUCACAAAACCAUAAACAGUCACAUCACUAUUUGUACUGGAGUUAUAAUUAUAUUUUAUGGAUGAUAUGUGUGACACUGUAAAUGCAAUAAUUAAUCUGUGGAUUACAAAGAGGGAACAGUGUUGCCAUUAAAAUAAUAAUUAUUUCUCGCGCAACAUUUUUCCCUCUAGUAAUGUUACUAUUAUAGCAAUAAAAACACCAUGUAUAUUAAGGUGUAAACAAAAAUAUAUCAACGGCUUGGCCUUUAAUGACUGAAAUUUCUUUUAGUAUUAUAUACGAACGAAAUAUUGCAUACAUUGCGUAGAUUAUGACAAUGUAAUCAUAGAAUAGAUAGAGGUAUAAACGAUAAAUUACGUUUUCACCAUAUCCCUUAAGAAAAUCUUAUGUUGUGUAGAUACAAUUUAUUUUUUUAUUAUCUGUGCCUACUACUUCUUGCAAGUGUUGCCAUUUUAUUAACAGAUUAAAAUCUUUGAAUCAACAGGGUAAUGGUGAAAUUGAAUUAAAUAAAUAUGCCAGAAUAUUAAGUAUUUAAAUGACGCAAUGGCUGUGCUGUACAUUUUGUAUCCAAUGUUAAAGAAUAUGCAUAAUGAGGAUUCAAUUUGAUAGUAAUUAUGUAUUCAUUCUUAGUUGAAUUGUCGAAAUUAUUGUCUAAACAAUAAUUUUGUAUUUAGCAUUUAUGAUGAUUGAGAAAACAAUGUUAAGGCGAUUUAAUUCUUUGGUGAUUGAAUGUCAUAAGAUUAUAACCUAACUUUCUGCUGCCAACGUUUCGGAAAAAUUUGUACGAUGGCAACAUCGUAAUAAUGUCAAUAGGUUACAUGCAUUUUAUGCGUUAUAAAUCUUUACUCUAUGAUCUUUUUACUUUUUAAUCAAAGUAAUUUUUUUUUUGGGCUGUUUAUUGUACAGCGAAUUUUAGUUGGACCAGUUUCUUUUGUUUUGUUUAUUCAAUCACCUUAAUGUUAAUACAAUGUAGUUAAUAAUAUCUGGAAUAGCAAAUGGAAUGACAUUUCUUUAGAAAAUUUCUUAAUGCCACCAAGCUGUUUUGGAUAAGGGAGUGGUUGUGAUUAAAGAUGUUUGUUUUAAUUUAUUUUUUUAACAUAGUGUAUAUAUUUUAGCGGAAUUGUAAAAUGGAAUGGAAUUUUUCGAGUAAUUUCCGAUUUCUUUCUUCAUCUUUUUUUACUUAAAAGAUUCUAUUCCAUUAAUUUCUUGUGACACCUAUUUUAGUGACUUAAAAACGGGUGUAGGUGUCACAGGUUUACUUAUUUUUUUUUUAUUAGACUGUCUUGUUUUUUUUUAUUUCGGCUAGGUUAUGCGCGUUUAUGUUGAUGAGAAGUAUACUCUCAGUUUAUGUAAUGUUACCAUUUAUUUUGUGUUUGUCAUUGAUCUGAUUUGAGAUUUUUUAAUCGCGGUUUAAUAUGUAAAGGACUGUAUGUGACCAAACCAUUUGUAUAUACGAAACUUCAGUAAUUGGUACCUUUAAAAAAGCAUUUACAAUGAGAUGUAGGCAAGAAUGUUUAUUGUUUAAAAACAGUGUGUUUCUAUGUAUUUUAUUUUCUAUAAUAAUCAAAUUUCCGUACUAAAUGC